UCCCUGGGUUGAUUCUCGGUCUCGGUUUCGACUCUCGACUCACUGCUUUUUUUAACUCGAACAUCACUAGAAAUUUACCCUUUUUAGUGAGAGAGGUAAAUUUCAGUCCCAAAGAGUCAUCGACCUACGACCUCCUACUAGGUCUUGACUGGCUCUACCACUGAGCUGCUAGAAACUGCUUUCACCUUUUUAUAAAUUUUAAACUCAAAAAAAUUCCCUAUUUAGUAUGUACGGCCAGUGUAUUCAGCUGCUUAAAGUCUAUCCUCAAUGUGUUGCUGGUUAUUGCAGAACGUGCCCCAAUCUUUUACGUGACACGGUUAUAAGGGUUUCUUUAUCACUUUCUGUUGUUUCCGUUUGUGUUUUACUUGCCGCUCUAGUUCUUUUUUCUGCUUUUGAUUCCGUCCAAUGUCGACGCCUAUCUAUACAUAAAAAUCUAGCAGCUGCCUUCGUUCUCCGUUUUGCCAUACUUGCCCUUUGGACGUUUUUAAAUACUCGAAAUGCAUUUCAAGAUUGUACACAAUUUGCGCCUUUACAUUUGAGACAAUGGGAAUGGCUAUGCAAAUCCCUACUUUUUGGUCUUAUUUAUUUUCAAGUUGCUUCAGUUAUGUGGAUGUUGAUAGAAGGGGUUUAUUUAUACAGCAGGUAA
This is a messenger RNA of Meloidogyne enterolobii, 646 nucleotides long. NCBI's taxonomy places the organism in Eukaryota, Metazoa, Nematoda, Chromadorea, Rhabditida, Meloidogynidae. The record is from the annotation of a GenBank genome assembly.